This is a messenger RNA of Trichoderma reesei QM6a, 1686 nucleotides long. RefSeq lists its product as uncharacterized. The record is from RefSeq and is a predicted model, not a curated record. Gene Ontology annotation, biological process: chromate transport. Gene Ontology annotation, molecular function: chromate transmembrane transporter activity. The transcript is spliced from 4 exons. Lineage: Eukaryota; Fungi; Ascomycota; Sordariomycetes; Hypocreales; Hypocreaceae. The coding region runs from base 1 to 1530 and encodes 509 amino acids.
AUGGGUGUGUCAAGCUGGGAAUACACAUUGAACCGAUAUGGCCAACGCGCGGCCGAAGUCCUGACAGCGGAAUGGCAUCUUGGUUUCACAGCAUUUGGCGGGCCGCCGGUUCACUUCAAAAUUUUUCACGACAAAUUCGUUGACAAGUUGAAAUGGGUCGAUGAUCAACUGUACCAAGAGCUCUUCGGAGUUGCCCAGGCUCUAUGUGGCCCGGCCAGCACCAAGAUGCUAUAUUGCAUCAACUUGAUUCACGAUGGAUUCUUUGGUGCCGUCAUUGGAUUCCUCAUAUGGAGCCUCCCCGGAGCACUCGGCAUGUUUGGCCUUGCCGUGGGCGUUUCCAGCAUCGGAUCGGCCCUCCCUCGCGCCGUCUAUGCCCUCUUGUCGGGCCUCAACGCGGCCACUGUUGGCAUCAUUGCCCUGGCAGCGGUGCAGCUCUCCAAUGCAGCCGUGACGGACAAGCUCACCAGGACAUUGGUGUUUCUGAGCGGCGCUGCCGGAAUGCUGUACAAUGCCCUCUGGUACUUUCCCCUGCUGAUGUUCCUCUGCGGUGUUGCGGCAGUUGUGCAUGAUUACCGCUGGCUACAUAGACCGAUCAAGGCGAUAGUGGCUCUGCUCAACUGGAGAAAGAAGGUGACAACUGCUGUUGAAGAGGAGGCUGUGAAUGCAGGAACAGACGUGCAACUCAGAGCCUUCAUGGGCAAAGAGCCUGUGCAGGAAGUGCAGCGCUCGUCCUUCGCCGGGCCAUCGAGGGCUGCCGUCCUGGAUCCUGACAACUCGGAGAGCGAGGAAAGGCCCCUUGGAGCCGGAGCCGAAUCAGAGCCCAGGGUGAUUCCGCGGGAAUACCGCUUGAACUUUUCCUGGAAAGUCGGAACAGCCAUCAUCGCAGGCUUCUUCGCCACCUUCAUCGCGGUCAUGGUCCUGCGCAGCGCCUUGCCCGAUCCGCCUCUCCUGUACCGCCUCUUUGCCAACCUCUACCUUGCAGGCACCAUCAUCUUCGGCGGUGGACCCGUCGUCAUCCCGCUGCUUCGAGAAUACAUUGUCGCCGAAGGAUGGGUCAGCCCGCGAGACUUUUUGAUUGGGCUCGCGAUUGCUCAAGCGUUCCCAGGCCCCAACUUCAACUUUGCCGUCUUCCUGGGCACGCUCGCCGCCUCCAACAGCGGCAGCCCGCCAGUUGCCGGAGCCAUCAUCGCCUUUGUGGGCAUCUUCUUCCCGGGCAUCGCCCUCGUCCACGGGACCAUGGGCGUCUGGGGCUCGCUGCGGAACAGACGCUGGGUCAAGUCUGGGCUGAGGGGCGUCAAUGCCGGGGCCGUCGGGCUGAUUUACACAGCCGUCUAUCGGAUCUGGCAGGUUGGCUAUCUGGAUGAAGGGUUUCAGUCUGGGCGAAGCCUGGGGGACGAUCCGUGGUGGGUUGUCGUCACAGCCACGGCGUAUGUCGGGGGCAGGUAUUAUGGAGUUUCGGCGCCUGCGGCCAUUCUUGCGGGAGCUGUCAUGGGGCUGGUUCGAUAUGGUGUUGUGGUUGGUCGAAGCUGAGAAUGGACUUGAUACAGAUUCUGUAAUAUCUCUACUAAGCAAGUUGGAAGGCUUGUGUACCUUGGGUACUUAGACGGUGCACAGUUGGUAGGUAUUUGCGCACUGUACCAGCCACAGGCCUUGAUCUCGCGUACAGUAAGGUAGUACCUACCUUAC